Molecule: messenger RNA, 1730 nt
Organism: Geodia barretti
Lineage: Eukaryota; Metazoa; Porifera; Demospongiae; Tetractinellida; Geodiidae
Source: the annotation of a GenBank genome assembly
AAAUAACGCCCGCUACCCACGUGUGUGUGCUUGGUAUGCCUGACUCAGAGUCCAGUAGUGUGGCCAGUUCAGGAGGUAGCGAUGAAGAGAUGGAGGAUGCCAGUGAAGUAGAGGAACAAGAACAUAUCAGACAAGAGCUGCUGGACAUUCCCCUGGGCCAGUUGCAGAUGCUGAGGGAGAAGGUUGGCAUGAAAAAGUUUGACUCUGCUCUGAGAGAAGAUGUGGAGAAAAAGACUCAGAAAAAGAGGAAAUUCAAAAGAGACAACAAAAACAAGCCUCGAGAGAUGCCAUCCCACAGACCAGUGUCGAGGUUCAGACAUGUGGUACCGGUGCUGAAACGAGCAGCGAGGGACCCCAGGUUCGGGCAGAGGUCUGGGAAGUUCAACGAGACAAUGUUCAAGAAAGCCUACUCGUUCCUGGACGGGAUGAAGGAGGGAGAGAGACAGAUGGCCGAGAAAGAGAUGAGAAAGACCAGAGACCCCGAGAGGAGGAGCCAACUCCACAGACUCAUACAGAAUAUGGACAGCCAGAAGUUGGCAGAGAAAGGGAAGGAGGAGAAGAAGGGUUCCGAGAGGGAGCAGAGGAAGGCAGAGACACAGCUGCAGAAAGAAGGAAAGAAGCCUUUCUUCCUCAAGAAAUCGAUACGAAGGCAGCUGGAACUGGCAAAGCGGUACAAGCAGUUGAAGGAGAGUGGGAGGCUAGAGAAGUACCUGGCCAGGAAGAGGAAGAAGAACGCUCAGAGGGACAGAAGACAGCUGCCGUUCAAGAGACAUUGACCACAACCAACAUUCUCACAAAUUAAUAAUACACAUUUGAGUAUAAACUGUUAAAUGGUGAAGCGUUAGUACAAAACAGCAAAGAUGCAUACAGCAAAAUAUAAAGAUGUCUGCAUAAAAUAGCAGAGGGUGUGCAAAGGGUUAUUUACUGUAUCUCAUAUGAGAUGGUAUGUUAUGUGUAGUGAGAGGUGUGGAGACACACCAGAGAAAUAAGUGGUGUUCUACACCAGAGCUUCUCCAGCCUUUGGCAGAGGCAGCCCAGUAGCGACCCUCAAAAGGGCGACGUUUCUGUAGAUAAUGAACACACCGCAAUGAGUCAGCAAAGUCCGGCAAAUGGGGAACUCGCCUUUCAUUCAAGUAUGAAAGUCUUGUUCCUCCGUCGAGAGUUUCGACAAUCCAGUCAGUCCUUAGAACUACCUACAAAAUGGGUAGAUAGUCAACAAAAAAGUAGCUGUGCACUAAAACUUACGGCUCCCAUUCCAUCUGGCUUGGUCACUGUGACACUGCGCGAGAAUAUGUCUUCCUUCUCCUGGCUCUCGCCCAGUGUACCAGUAGGAAAGUCCUCCACUAGAGGUGCGGCUUUUUGUUCGUCAGGAAACAGCUUGUGUACGGGGUCUGUAGGGAAAGGGGAGGAGACGCGGUUACGUUCACGCACAUACCUAGCUGGCGCACACUACAUCAUGUCGUCUCACCUGGAACUGAAGAGGAAAGUAGGUCGCUACUGAGACUCCGGGGGCCCGGGGUGGCCGUGGAGGAGCCGUGUACUGCCGCACGAGCAGCGGCAACCUCCCGGCCACCCAAGCCCCCUACCUCUGGAACUUGGCUUGGCUGUACUACUUGGCUGAGUCCCUGGUUCGACAUUCGACGCGGGAAACAUACACCUGUGUGCAGCGGAGCCCAAGAGCGAUCGGUGAGUCGUUCAGAGACGUUCAGAGACUUUCAGCAGUUAGGGGU